AUGGGUCAAGUUCCUCGUAACUUUCGCUUGUUGGAAGAGUUGGAAAAGGGUGAAAAGGGUAUCGGGGAUGGCAAUUGCAGUUAUGGAUUGGCCGAUGAUGAUUUGUUGAUGCACAAAUGGCAUGCUACGAUUCUUGGACCUCCUGUUUCUGUUCAUGAGAACCGUAUCUAUAGCUUAAAGAUUUACUGUGGUGAAGAUUACCCUGACCAACCCCCGUCUGUGCAGUUUGUGUCGAGAAUAAAUCUUCCUUGUGUGAACCCUCACAAUGGUGUUGUUGACUUUAACCGCCUGCCUUGUCUUGCACAAUGGAAACGCUCAUAUACUAUCGAGACAAUCUUAUUGGAAUUGAGAAGGGAGAUGUGCACAAGUGGCCGUAAGUUGCCCCAGCCUCCAGAGGGUUCAUCCUUUUAA
Messenger RNA from Phycomyces blakesleeanus NRRL 1555(-), 411 nucleotides. RefSeq lists its product as hypothetical. The transcript has 5 exons. The coding region runs from base 1 to 411 and encodes 136 amino acids. The record is from RefSeq and is a predicted model, not a curated record. Lineage: Eukaryota; Fungi; Mucoromycota; Mucoromycetes; Mucorales; Phycomycetaceae. Gene Ontology annotation, cellular component: nucleus. Gene Ontology annotation, biological process: protein K63-linked ubiquitination; DNA damage tolerance.